This is a messenger RNA of Papilio polytes (common Mormon), 2103 nucleotides long. Its product is annotated as venom serine protease Bi-VSP-like. The record is from RefSeq and is a predicted model, not a curated record. Lineage: Eukaryota; Metazoa; Arthropoda; Insecta; Lepidoptera; Papilionidae. Gene Ontology annotation, molecular function: serine-type endopeptidase activity. Bases 119 to 1489 code for a protein of 456 amino acids. The transcript is spliced from 10 exons. Gene Ontology annotation, biological process: proteolysis.
AUUUAUAAACGUAACUUUAACACCGCUUAAUACAUUUGUUAGUUGAAGACUUAUUUCCUAGUAAGUGAUUGCAUGUCUCCAUCACACGAAUUUUUGUUAUUAUUUUAGUGCAUUAAUAAUGAAAAAAUGUAUUAUAAUAUUGUUAUUUACUUUACAUUUAGUAGCUUGUGAAGAAGAUGCGGAUUUCGAAGGUGGCAAAUGUACAACAAAUACCAACGAGUCUGGUGUCUGCAGAUAUUUACAAGAUUGUGAAUCUGCAAUAAAUCUACUUAGAAUAAAGAAAAAGAUCAAGACUUGUUUCUAUAAUGGUAUAAAAAGAUAUGUAUGCUGCGUCCAGACACCAAUAAUAUCAAUACCAUCAAGAAUAAGUUCACAUCUAGAACCAAUAUCCGAUUUAGUAUUUGUUAAAAUACACAAAGAAGGAGUCUUAAAAAGCGGUAACAUUGAAUGUCGUUUCAAUGACACUUUUCCUAUAAUAUGUAGACGUAUUGUACACGACUUUACUACUCUUCGAUUCAACGAGCCUCCUAAAUGUCCUGUAUUGGAGAAGCCAUACGUACGCGCCAACUUGUUGCCACACCAAAGCGUCAUAUACGAUGCCUGUUACGCAUACUCAAGACUGGGAAGUAAAUGCUUCAUAGACGAAUUUUACACAGACGAGUACUAUCGAGAUACCUGUCAGAGCUACAGGACCACGUUCAAGAUAUCAGACGGUGAUCUAGCUAAGAUUAAGGAGUUUCCACACAUGGCAGUUACUGGAUGUAGAUCAAAUCCAGCUGUGGACAUCUUAUGGAUCGGCGGUGGUUCUCUGAUAAGUGAAUAUUUCAUUCUGACGGCGGCGCACGCCUUAGGAAACAGAGAGAAUGGCUCUGUCAAUUACGCUUUAUUGGGGACUCUAUAUAAAAACGACACUCGGAGCGGCGAACUUUACCAUAUUGUACAAAGAAUCAGGCAUCCUAAACACAGCUCUUGGACGCUUCAAAACGAUAUUGCCCUCCUCAAGCUUCACACUCGCGUUAGGUUCUCGGAAUUCAUCCGGCCUGCAUGCCUCACAUUCCCUGGCGCGAAGGAAUUCGAACAAAACUUUGGUAUUGUCGCAGGAUGGGGUUCAACGGGAGAGAAAAGUAAUACAAGCGAUAAAUUACUAAAGGGGACCAUAUACCAAGAGUAUAAUCAUACCGUGUGUAAGGAAAAAAUGAAAAGAACAAGAUUUGUGUGGGACAAUGAGACCAUGAUAUGCGCAAAAUCAGGAGUAUUACGGCCAAAACAGGACACUUGUAAGGGUGACAGCGGUGGUCCCCUGAUGACAAUGAGCAGCAUUUAUGUACCUUGCUCGUACUUUGUCGUAGGCAUCGUGUCAUGGGGCUCUUGGUGUGGAGUGAACCUACAUGGAUCUUACACCAACGUGUCUUACGACAAGUAUCAAGAAUGGAUAGUCGAAAACGUGUGGCCAUUAGAAUUUAAUUCUAGAAAAAUAAUUCUCUUAUGACCAACAUUUGAAUAACGUUCUGAAAUUGACCUAUACAGAUAUCGCGAGACAACUCGUUGCUUGGAAAUAGACUUAAAAUAUCCUAUUGAUUGCUAGUUAGAGCAUGCAUACACCUGAAACCAAAAUAUCGUACAACUGUUUAGUCUCGCUUUGUUUCCUGUAAGCUUAUAUGGAGGUGCGCACACUACUCGAAUUUUAGCUGUACAACUAAACAGUUGAAUUUACUGAAAACAAUCGACAAUCGCACAACUGUUGUAUAAUAGUUUAGCCAAAGGUGUACUACUCGUAUUACCACGCGGCGGGUGGCAAAAUCGCAGACUUGCAGACAGACAGGUUUUGCGUCAUAAGCAACACAAAUUCCAUUUUUUUUUUUCAAAAUUUCGACGUUAAAAGCUCACAGUUGGAAGGGAAAAUAAAGAAUUUAUGUUUAUUUUAAUUUAUUAAUCAAGAUGUCACAGUGGGAAUAAAACAAUCAAGCGUUAGUUUAACGCUUUGCACCUUCGUGAUAAGUUCUCAUUUUGUAAUCUUUCCUAACCCCUAUUUAAUCAACUUAAAGAUUUCUAUGCUUAUCAAGUAACAGUAAGUUACUUUCUUCAAUUAAAUAUAAAAGCAUU